GAGGAGCACGUCGUUACCAUUGUGAGCUGUAGUAAGCAAACGGCAGAUUGACAUGCGAAUAGGAAAUGUGAACAGGUAGAUUUCCCAAGAACAUGGAACAGCCAACAUGGAUCCCUGAUUUGCUUAAUUAAUGAACAUCUAGAAGCCUCUGGCCUGGUCUAUCAAGAUAAAGCGACUGUGUCGGCCACAGAUGAUGUCAGUUGCGUUGAACAGGGGGAAGGUUUUCAAACCGUUAUGCCUGGAUCCCAAACACUUCCGACAAAUAAGGUAAACGCGAGGCUGUCUACGAAAUUGAAUUGCUGAAAACAGUUCAAGACCCUCCUCCGUUUUGGAAAUAUUAUAAUUUUUGACAUAUAAAGGAGCAAUUUAAAUAUGGACAAGUCGACCGUCCGCCAACAGAGCUCGGAGAAUAACUCUGUCAGCAGUAAUGACUGGGAUAUGGCAAAUGAUGUGUUUGUGUCCUGUUACGAGGAUCCAAUGGGCGAGAGUAUUCACGGCGAGAUGGACUCAGUCCAGUCCGGUUUGGACAGACACCUGCCACUGCUGCGAGGCGAGCACCGGUUAUCGCAGGACGGCAUGAUAUUGGGCCUAGUGGAGGAAGCCUAUUCUGGCUACCAUCCUGAUACAGGAACAACUUAUCUGGAAAUCACAAACGACCCUAACUACACUGAAAGUGAUGGGAAUAUCACUACAAAAAAACGGAAUCGCUCUAACAGUUCUAGGCACCGUGGCGAGGUAGUAACAGAGCUCGGACCUGAAGAAGUGCGGUGGUUUUACAAAGAGGACAAGAGAACAUGGAAGCCAUUUGUUGGCCACGAUUCUUUGAAAAUUGAAGUAAUUCAUCGCAAAUUCUGUGAAUUAAACCCAGGAACAGUCAAAUGCCAGGGUCCCACCGAAACAGAGGACGCAACGACUGGCUCCGAGGUGCAAGCGGAGGACGUCACAGAGGGGGGAGCUGUUAAUACGGAGCCAGUGACAGCCGAGGAGAAGAGUAGUAGGGAUGGCGUAUCUGUGACAGAUGACAGGGAGUUGGAUUGUAUUAACAUCAACGUAGAGGCAGUAUGCGUUAGAGGGGGUCUUUAUGAAGUGGAUGUCAAAGAAAAAGAAUGCUAUCCUGUGUAUUGGAACCAGCAGGACCGUAUCCCUGUGAUGAGGGGGCAGUGGUUCAUCGAUGGCACUUGGCUUCCCUUGGAGGAGGACGAGAGCGACCUCAUCGAACUGGAGCAUUUAGCCUGUUUCCGGGGGCAGCAGAUGAGGGACACCUAUGACGCAGAAGUGGUGCCGACCACCGUGGACGGCAAGGAUGGUAAAGUCGAUGGACUCCUGGCUGUCCACAGUCUGAAGCUGAGCCGGAACCAUGUGGAUUGGCACAGCGUGGAUGAGGUGUAUAUCUACAGUGAUGCCACUACCUCCAAGAUAGCACGAACUGUCACUCAGAAACUAGGAUUCUCCAAGGCCUCCAGCAGUGGGACCCGUCUCCAUCGAGGCUACGUGGAGGAGGCAGCUCCGGAGGACACCCCACCUGAAACCACGCACAUUGUCUUUGUGGUGCAUGGGAUCGGCCAGAAAAUGGACCAAGGACGCAUCAUCAGGAACACCAGCAUGAUGCGAGAUGCCGCCCGAAAGAUGGAGGAGAAGCAUUUUUCUGAUCGUACCACAGAGCACGUUGAGUUCCUUCCUGUGGAGUGGAGGUCUAAAUUAGCUCUGGAUGGAGACACAGUGGACUCUAUCACUCCAGACAAAGUGCGAGGACUCAGAGACAUGCUCAACAGCAGUGCCAUGGAUAUCAUGUACUACACCAGCCCUCUUUACAGAGAUGAGAUCACUCGAGGUCUGACUCUGGAGCUGAACCGUCUCUACACGCUGUUCUGUUCGCGGAACCCAGAGUUUGAGGAGAAUGGGAAGGUGUCCAUUGUGUCCCAUUCCCUGGGCUGUGUCAUCACUUUCGACAUCAUGACGGGCUGGGACCCCGUACGCUUCCAUCAUCAGGAGGCCCCAGAUCCUGAGGAGAUCAAAGCACGCUGGCCAAGUUACGAGGAGCGCCAGCUCCAAGAGCAGCUCAGACUCACUCGACUCAGGUUGAGGGAUUUGGAAAACCAGUUCCAGGGUUUGCAGACCUCAUCAGUCGCCGCCCCUGCCUUGAAAUUCAAGGUGGAGAAUUUCUUCUGCAUGGGUUCACCCCUAGCUGUUUUCUUGGCAUUGCGAGGGAUCCGACCAGGAAAUAACCGAACUCAGGACCACAUUUUACCCAAAUCCAUCUGCCAACGUCUCUUUAACAUCUUUCACCCCACUGACCCAGUGGCAUACAGACUGGAGCCCCUUGUCUUAAAACACUACAGCAACAUUUCACCUGUCCAGAUACACUGGUAUAACACCACCAGUCCCACACCCUACGACCAGAUCCGUCCCACUCUGCUGAACCCCCUGAAGGAGAGUGCCUCUGUGUCGGACACGGAGAGCAUCCCCAGCCCCUGCACCUCUCCUCCACAGGCCCGCAGGCACUACGGGGAGUCCAUCACAAAUCUGGGCAAGGCUAGCAUCAUGGGUGCGGCUAGUAUUGGGAAGGGCAUUGGUGGAAUCCUCUUCUCUCGCUUCUCUCGCUCCAGUGGUCAGGUAGGUGGAUUGGAGGAGGAGCCCUCUGAUUCUGAGGGCGGGGCCUCUGAGGUAGAGAAUGUGAUAGGGGAAGAGGGUGGGGCUACGGAGGGAGAGGAGAAGGUAGAGGAGAGGAAGGAGGUGGAGCCCACCAUGUCUCAGUCCACCUCAGCUAUCCUGGAUAACACCUCAUUGGAGUUGGAGAGGCGCAUUGACUUUGAGCUGCGAGAGGGCCUCGUGGAGAGCCGCUAUUGGUCGGCCGUAACCUCCCACACAGCCUAUUGGUGCUCUCACGAUGUGGCUCUGUUUCUCCUGACAUUCAUGUAUAGACAGCAAGAUCCAGCGGAAACCACUGAUGACAGUCCAGAGUUAUCAUAACACACGCAUACUUUUCACUCAACACAUUUCAUUGACCCACAGUUUACUCAGUGCAUUAACCUUUACCCACACAGUGCAGAUGUAACUGUGCUUUAGAAACCACUUCAGACAUGUUGUGUCCAUUUGAUCAAAGACGUUUCCUCUUGCUCCCCCCAGACCCUGACUGUUUAAUCUCUCACACUAUUCUUCUACCCUGUGACUGUGUUAGUGACAGUCUCUCCGACUGCUAAAUACAAUGAUGACUGUUCCUUUCCCGUGUUCCUGAAUGAUAACGUGAGUUUCCAUGAGCACCUGUCCAUCAGUCAGGACCCAGCAGUGACUGUGACUAGACCCUCUGCUACUGUAGCCAUAGCUAAAGCCUAACCUCUCUCAGCAUGCAGCUUCAACUCUCAUUCAGUGUCUGGCCUGUUGAGGGAGUCACAUGUGUACCCAUCUCUACAUAUUGUAUUGCCUCAGAGAAGAACAUUUAAUUUCAAUCUAUUUGAUUCAGACUUGUGAGAAAGCCAACUUGGAAUUGUAUGUUAGCCUUUACACUGGAACCAUUAAGAAAGUAUGCCUAUCUAACUGAAUAAUAGGCCUGCUUGUUCAGCUUAAACUACUAGGACCAUUUGGGUAAUUGUGAACCGAGUCAUGUUUACUGCAAGUGCACAACAGUGUAUCAUGUGGAAAAUUAUUUUGUUGCUUUUUUGAGGAACUCAAACUAGUGGCCAAAUAUUUGUUGAUCAUCAUAAUAUUGCCUGGUGAAUGUUUUUCUCUUCAAUUAUAUGUGAGAGAUAAACACUUUGUCCAAAUAGUUGGUCUUGGUCUUGAUCCAACACAAAGCACUAUCUUACCGACACUGACAUGUUGCACAUGAAUUUCUAUUUAGCUGCACUUUUUAGUCAGGCAACAAACAAAUGUUCACACAUGAAGGACCCAUGCAGAAUGUCACAUUUUCAACCACGGGUUUGUGUUUUAAUCUCUGUUGUAGCACAGGGACUUGGAUAACACAAUAGCUACAAUAUUUGGUCACAUUUCAGUUUAACUGUAAUGACAAUUGAUAAUUCAACAAGAAUUGAAAGUUAAAUCAAUUGUGUUUUUGGUCAUAAUGAAGCAUGAUAUGCAGUAUGUACAGGCCAUUUAUAUGGGCUUUGUUGAAGAUUGUCUUGCUAUGAUUUAAAUGAGGGACAGAAGCAUGCAGAGAAUAAUUUUAAGCCAAUUGGACAGGUUAUUUUUCAGAUUUAUAAGUUGAUUCAAAUAUUGGAUAAGGGUUUUAAUCAAUUGAAUUGCCCUUACAUUGAUUGAUGUAAUUUCAUUGUGGUCACCAGUCAGAAACGGUUAACAUUUGCCAUAUUUUAUGUUACCAUCAGUUAAUUUUUAUUCAUUUAAGUUUAUACUUUAUUUUGCAGAUAUAUUGUACGUUUUUCAUGUUAUGUGUCUGUGUUUCUACAUUGUGAAGUUUUACCCCUUUACCUCAGUAGCGUCUAAUAUUGCCUUUGGUCUUAACAGAAAAAGACUUAUCAAUACGUGUCUCCUUAGUUCUGCUUAUACGUGUUGACAUAUCACACUGUUUAACAGAAAACUAGUAGCUUAUUCCUCCUGCUCCUUAGGAUACAAUAUAGCCUACCAAUUCCUGUGCCAUAUCUUGUAAGUGACAUAGAUGUAUUCUCAUACGUUUACAUAGAGACUCCAUGCUAGACAAACUGAAAGUACUGUGCCCUUUUAGGAAACUGAACUGUUUUGUGAUGUGGGUAGUUAACCCAUCAGUUGUAUCUCCCAUUGCCUUGCACAAGAUGACACUAUUUUUUGUCAUGCUCACCCUUUCUAACCUUGGUAUUCUGUUCCCUCUUCAAAUGAAUGACGUGGUGCUUUAAUUACCUUGGUAAUCUUUUUGUUUUUCAUUAAAAUAGAU
Messenger RNA from Hypomesus transpacificus, 4861 nucleotides. It is a transcript of the gene ddhd1b, whose product is annotated as DDHD domain containing 1b. Gene Ontology annotation, cellular component: cytoplasm. The record is from RefSeq and is a predicted model, not a curated record. The transcript is spliced from 13 exons. The coding region runs from base 373 to 2970 and encodes 865 amino acids. Gene Ontology annotation, molecular function: glycerophospholipase activity; metal ion binding. NCBI's taxonomy places the organism in Eukaryota, Metazoa, Chordata, Actinopteri, Osmeriformes, Osmeridae.